CGCGCGCCUGGGCGCGGCGACUGCACGACCCGGGCCGCGGUCUCUUUGUGCGUCCGCCCGCGACAGCCGGGACCAUGUGGGUGAACCCCGAGGAGGUGCUGCUGGCCAACGCGUUGUGGGUCACCGAGAGGGCCAACCCCUACUUCAUCCUGCAGCGGAGGAAGGGACACGCCGGCGACGGAGGCGGCGGGGGCGGCCUGGCGGGCCUCCUCGUGGGGACCCUUGAUGUGGUAUUGGACUCCAGUGCCCGGGUGGCUCCUUACCGCAUCCUGUACCAGACUCCAGACUCUCUGGUUUAUUGGACCAUUGCCUGUGGUGGCUCCAGGAAGGAAAUCACUGAGCACUGGGAGUGGCUGGAACAGAACUUGCUGCAGACGCUCUCUAUCUUUGAAAAUGAGAAUGACAUCACCACAUUUGUGAGAGGGAAAAUACAGGGUAUCAUUGCAGAAUAUAACAAAAUCAAUGAUGUGAAGGAGGAUGAUGACACAGAGAAGUUUAAGGAAGCCAUUGUAAAAUUCCACAGACUGUUUGGGAUGCCUGAAGAAGAGAAACUUGUCAACUAUUACUCCUGCAGCUACUGGAAAGGGAAGGUCCCCCGGCAGGGUUGGAUGUACCUCAGUAUUAACCACCUGUGCUUUUAUUCUUUCCUUAUGGGAAGGGAAGCCAAGCUGGUGAUCCGGUGGGUGGACAUCACUCAGCUUGAGAAGAAUGCCACACUGCUUCUUCCGGAUGUGAUCAAAGUGAGCACACGGUCCAGCGAACAUUUCUUUUCUGUGUUCCUCAACAUCAACGAGACAUUCAAGUUAAUGGAACAGCUUGCCAACAUCGCCAUGAGGCAACUCUUAGACAAUGAAGGCUUUGAGCAAGAUCGAUCCCUGCCCAAACUGAAAAGGAAAUCUCCCAAGAAAGUGUCUGCUCUAAAACGUGAUCUUGACGCCAGGGCAAAGAGUGAGAGGUACCGUGCCCUUUUCCGGCUGCCCAAAGAUGAAAAAUUAGAUGGUCACACUGACUGCACCCUCUGGACUCCAUUUAACAAAAUGCACAUUUUGGGGCAGAUGUUUGUCUCCACAAACUACAUCUGCUUCACCAGCAAGGAGGAAAACCUUUGCAGCCUUAUAAUCCCGCUCCGUGAGGUGACCAUCGUAGAGAAGGCUGACAGUUCCAGUGUGCUCCCAAGCCCUCUGUCCAUCAGCACGAGAAACAGGAUGACCUUCCUAUUUGCCAAUUUGAAAGACAGAGACUUUCUAGUGCAGAGGAUCUCCGAUUUCCUGCAGCAGACGACUUCUAAAAUAUACUCAGACAAAGAGUUCGCAGGAAGCUACAACAGUUCAGAUGAUGAGGUGUACUCUCGGCCCAGCAGCCUUGUUUCCUCCAGUCCCCAGAGAAGCACCAGCUCUGAUGCUGAGGGUGAGCGCCAGUUUAACCUCAAUAGCAACAGUGUCCCCACAGCCACACAGACCCUGAUGACCAUGUACCGGCAGCGGUCUCCCGAGGAAUUCAACCCGAAAUUGGCCAAGGAGUUUUUGAAAGAGCAAGCUUGGAAGAUUCACUUUGCUGAGUAUGGACAAGGCAUCUGCAUGUACCGCACGGAGAAAACGCGGGAGCUGGUGCUGAAGGGCAUCCCCGAGAGCAUGCGUGGGGAGCUCUGGUUACUGCUCUCAGGUGCCAUCAAUGAAAAGGCCACACAUCCUGGGUACUAUGAGGAUCUGGUGGAGAAGUCCAUGGGGAAGUACAAUCUUGCCACUGAAGAGAUUGAGAGGGACUUACACCGCUCCCUUCCAGAGCACCCAGCUUUCCAGAAUGAAAUGGGCAUUGCUGCUCUGAGGAGAGUCUUAACAGCCUACGCUUUUCGGAAUCCCAACAUAGGGUAUUGCCAGGCCAUGAAUAUUGUCACUUCAGUGCUGCUUCUUUACGCCAAAGAGGAAGAAGCUUUCUGGCUGCUCGUGGCCUUGUGUGAACGUAUGCUUCCGGAUUACUACAACACCAGAGUGGUCGGUGCACUGGUGGACCAAGGUGUCUUUGAAGAGCUUGCACGCGACUAUGUCCCACAGCUGUACGACUGCAUGCAGGACUUGGGUGUGAUCUCCACCAUUUCCCUGUCCUGGUUCCUCACACUGUUUCUUAGCGUGAUGCCUUUUGAGAGUGCAGUGGUGGUCGUGGAUUGUUUCUUCUAUGAAGGAAUCAAAGUGAUAUUCCAGUUGGCCCUGGCUGUGCUGGAUGCAAAUGUGGACAAACUGUUGAACUGCAAGGAUGACGGAGAGGCCAUGACUGUUUUGGGAAGGUACUUAGACAGUGUGACCAACAAAGACAGCACACUGCCUCCUAUCCCUCACCUGCACUCCCUGCUCAGUGACGAUGUGGAGCCCUAUCCAGCGGUGGACAUUUUCGGACUCAUCGGAACUUCCUACGAGAAAUUUGGAACUAUCCGAGCAGAUUUGAUUGAUCAGAUGAGGUUCAAGCAGAGACUGAAAGUCAUCCAGACACUGGAGGAUACCACGAAACGCAACGUGGUACGAACCAUUGUGACAGAAACUUCCUUCACCAUUGAUGAGCUGGAAGAACUUUAUGCUCUCUUCAAGGCUGAGCACCUAACCAGCUGCUACUGGGGUGGAAGCAGCAAUGCUCUGGACCGCCAUGACCCCAGCCUGCCAUACCUGGAGCAGUAUCGCAUCGACUUUGAGCAGUUCAAGGGGAUGUUUGUGCUUCUCUUUCCAUGGGCGUGUGGCGCUCACUCCGACGUGCUGGCCUCCCGCUUGUUCCAGUUGUUAGAUGAAAAUGGGGACUCCUUGAUUAACUUCCGGGAGUUUGUCUCUGGACUAAGUGCUGCAUCCCACGGGGACCUCACAGAGAAACUCAAACUCCUGUACAAAAUGCAUGUCUUGCCUGAGCCAUCCUCUGAUCAAGAUGAGCCAGACUCUGCUUUUGAAGCAACUCAGUACUUCUUUGAAGAUAUCACCCCAGAAUGCACUCAUGUUGUUGGGUUGGACAGCAGAAGCAAACAGAGUGCUGAUGAUGGCUUUGUCACAGUGAGUCUGAGGCAAGACAAAGGAAAGAGGGCAAAUUCUCAAGAAAAUCGUAAUUAUCUGAGACUCUGGACCCCAGAAAAUAAGUCUAAAUCAAAGAAUGCUAAGGAUUUACCCAAACUGAAUCAGGGCCAGUUUAUUGAGCUGUGUAAGACAAUGUAUAACAUGUUCAGCGAGGACCCCAACGAGCAGGAGCUGUACCACGCCACCGCAGCAGUGACCAGUCUCCUGCUGGAGAUCGGAGAGGUGGGCAAGCUGUUCAUCGCCCAGCCUGCCAAGGAGGGUGGGGUUAGUGGCAGUGGGCAGCCCUGCAGCCAAGCCAUCCCAGGCGUGCUCUUCCCCAAGAAGGGGCCCGGCCAGCCCUACAUGGUGGAGUCUGCAGAGCCUCCGGCCAGCCUGGCAGCGGACAGUGAGGAACACUCCCUGGGGGGGCAGAUGGAGGACAUUAAGCUGGAGGACUCCUCACCCCGGGACAAUGGGGCCUGCUCCUCCAUGCUCAUCUCUGACGAUGACACCAAGGAUGACAGCUCCAUGUCCUCAUACUCAGUACUCAGUGCUGGCUCUCACGAGGAGGACAAGCUGCACUGCGAGGACAUAGGGGAGGACACAGUCCUGGUGCGCAGUGGCCAGGGCACGGCAGCACUGCCCCGGAGCACCAGCCUAGACCGGGACUGGGCCAUCACCUUCGAGCAGUUCCUGGCGUCCCUCUUGACCGAGCCUGCCCUGGUCAAGUACUUUGACAAGCCUGUGUGCAUGAUGGCCAGGAUUACCAAUGCAAAAAACACCCGGAUGAUGGGCAAACCCCUCACCUCGGCCAGUGACUAUGAGAUUUCAGCCAUGUCAGGCUGACGGGUGGCACCCUCA
Molecule: messenger RNA, 3887 nt
Organism: Castor canadensis (American beaver)
Lineage: Eukaryota; Metazoa; Chordata; Mammalia; Rodentia; Castoridae
Gene: Tbc1d9
Product: TBC1 domain family member 9
Molecular function (GO): calcium ion binding
Source: RefSeq, a predicted model, not a curated record